GGUUUGCCUAAGCCCACAAAUACGACCUUCUUAUCCAUAAACAUGAAGAACACGCUGCAGUGGAAUCCUCCACAGGGCCUGCAAGGAGCUGACAUCACUUACACCGUGCAGUACUUCAUAUAUGGGCAAAAGAAAUGGAUGAAUAAAUCUGAAUGUCGAAAUAUUAAUGAGACUUCCUGUGAUCUCUCUGCUGAAACUUCUGACUACGAGCACCAGUAUUAUGCUAGAGUUAAAGCCGUUGGGGAAACAAAUUGUUCAAAAUGGGCAGAAACAGGACGAUUCUAUCCUUUUCUGGAAACACAAAUUGGCCCGCCAGAAGUGGCUUUGACUCCUGAUGAGAAAUCCAUCACUAUUGUGCUGAAGGCUCCAGAGAAAUGGAAGAAAAAUCCAGAAGAAAGUACUAUAUCCAUGCAACAAAUAUAUUCCAAUCUGAAGUACAAUGUGUCUGUUUAUAACACUAAGUCAAAUAGAACGUGGUCCCAGUGGGUGACCAACGACACGCUGGUUCUCAGCUGGCUGGAGCCGGACACCCUGUACUGCGUCCACGUAGAGUCCUUCGUCCCAGGGCCCCCUCGCCUUGCUCGGCCAUCCGACAGGCAGUGCAUCAAUACUUUGAAAGACCAAACUUCAGCACUGAAGGUUAAAAUCAUCUUCUGGUACAUUUUACCCAUAUCUAUUACUGUGUUCAUUUUCUGUGUGAUGGGCUACUCCAUGUACAGAUAUAUCCACGUUGGCAAAGAGAAACACCCAGCAAAUUUGAUUUUGAUUUAUGGAAAUGAAUUUGAUAAAAGAUUCUUUGUGCCUGCUGAAAAAAUUGUGAUUAACUUUAUCACCCUCAAUAUUGUGGAGGAUUCUAAAACUCCACAUAAAGCGACAAGUAUAAUGGACAACAGUGAUAAUGGACAGGACCAGAACAACGCUGAACCCUGGGGGGACCAGGAGCCCCAUGCAGAGGAGAUGGAAGUGAAGCACUUAGGUUAUGCCUCACACUUGGUGGACAUUUUCAGUGACCCUGAGGGAAACACCAACAUUGUUUCCCUAACCCAGCAAGAAUUACUCAGCAGAGCAAUACCCACAGACAGAACCGCCAUUGAAUACGAAUAUGAUGUUAGAACUAUUGAUUUUUGUGUGGGGUUGAAAGAUCAAGAGCUCAGUUUGCUGGAGGACGUGUCUGGACAAGGAAAAUUAUUUGAGCAACAGGAAGCUUCAGCAGACUGGGACCCACAGACACUACUGUGUUCAUACACCCCUCAGCUCAGAGAUUUAGACCACCCCCUGCCAGGGGAGAGCAUGGACGCGGGAGAGACCACCGAAGAAGAGCCACCGACCACACUAGUUGAUUGGGACCCUCAGACUGGCAGGCUGUGUAUACCUUCCUUCCCUAGCUUUGAACACGAUGCAGAGCGAUGGCAAGAUCCUGGGUACUCGGGGCUCACAGAGGAAGGCCUUUUGUCUCGACUCUGUGAUGAGGAGGCUCAGGACAAGCCACAGGAAGAAAAUGCAACCUAUCUCAUGCAGUUCAUGGAGGAAUGGGGGUUAUCUGUACAAAUGGAAGACUAAAACCCAAAUUUCCCUACACCUGACUCUUCUGUGACAAGGCCUGUGAGUGCAAACUCAUGAACGAGAACGAUAAAGGACCUGGAAGACAAGUUGCUCACUCAGGUUUUUCAUUUUGAUGGGAAUUACUCAUUCUUGUCUCUAUACUUAUUGCACUUGCUUGUUCUGCCUUAUGCGGGUGAUUGGUUCACGUGUGCAGGCUUCAGCAAUGCUGACGGGCACCUGGAGUAUGUUUUUUACCCACUAAGCUUGCAAUAAAUAUUGGCUGCUGGAUGCAGGAUUUAU
Condylura cristata (star-nosed mole) is the source of this 1842-nucleotide messenger RNA. RefSeq names its product interleukin 20 receptor, alpha (gene IL20RA). NCBI's taxonomy places the organism in Eukaryota, Metazoa, Chordata, Mammalia, Eulipotyphla, Talpidae. The record is from RefSeq and is a predicted model, not a curated record. The transcript is spliced from 6 exons. Gene Ontology annotation, molecular function: interleukin-20 binding. Bases 43 to 1560 code for a protein of 505 amino acids.